Vollenhovia emeryi is the source of this 660-nucleotide messenger RNA. RefSeq names its product prostatic spermine-binding protein-like. The transcript is spliced from 2 exons. The coding region runs from base 1 to 660 and encodes 219 amino acids. Lineage: Eukaryota; Metazoa; Arthropoda; Insecta; Hymenoptera; Formicidae. The record is from RefSeq and is a predicted model, not a curated record.
AUGCAUUUCGGCGAUCCUAUUCGAACGGUCGAAGACACUUACGAGGCAGUGCCUUGCGAGUUGGAUGAUCCGUCUCUGGGGGUGUCGGAUGACGAGGGGUCUGAUGAGGAUGUAACCAUGGGUGACGAGGAUGUGCCCAUGGGUGAUGGGGAGUCUGGUGAGGAUGUCAACGACGACGGCGCCGACGACGACGAUGAUGGCGGCGACGACGAUGACGCCGAUGACGGCGAUGACGUCGACGACGACGAUGACGCCGAUGACGGCGAUGACGCCGACGACGACGAUGACGCCAAUGACGGCGAUGAUCCCGACGACGACGAUGACGCCGAUGACGGCGAUGACGCCGACGACGACGAUGACGCCAAUGACGGCGAUGACCCCGACGACGACGAUGGAUCCUAUGAGGAUAUGUCGGAUGGCGAGGGGUCCGUGGCGGGGCCUGGGGCUCCCGUUCCUGCCCUUACUGUGGUGGAGCAGGUGAUGCGUUGGGUCGAGGAGUGUGUGGACCCCCUCGGGUUGUCUCUCGUCGGGGGUGUCCGCUCUCUUCCCUGGCUCCAGGUGGUGAACCUCGCGGCGGAGACGUUCUCUUCCCCUGAUGAGUUUCUUGCCUGGUACGAGGCUAUUUCGCGUGCCGCGGCUUUGCAGGUCCUCGGUAAGUGA